Penicillium canescens is the source of this 3939-nucleotide messenger RNA. RefSeq names its product transcription factor domain-containing protein. Gene Ontology annotation, molecular function: DNA binding; lactoylglutathione lyase activity; DNA-binding transcription factor activity, RNA polymerase II-specific. The record is from RefSeq and is a predicted model, not a curated record. NCBI's taxonomy places the organism in Eukaryota, Fungi, Ascomycota, Eurotiomycetes, Eurotiales, Aspergillaceae. Bases 1 to 3939 code for a protein of 1312 amino acids. Gene Ontology annotation, biological process: regulation of DNA-templated transcription; DNA-templated transcription. The transcript has 12 exons.
AUGUUUUCACGUCUUUCUCUCGGGGUCCUCAAACCAUUAAACGCACGAUCUCUAGCAACUAUGGCUACCAAUACCUCCACAUAUAAGCUUAACCACACGAUGAUGCGGGUCAAGGACCCGCAGCGAUCAGUGGAGUUCUACAAAUUCCUCGGCCUCAGCCUAGUGAACAAGAUCGACAUGCCGGAAUGGAAGUUCUGCAACUACUUCCUGGCCUACAACGGCCCAGCCUCCCUUCAAGGUGACCGCCACUGGACCGACCGCAACGCUGUGCUGGAGCUCACCCACAACUACGGUACCGAAAAUGACCCCAACUACAGUGUGGUGAACGGCAACACAGAGCCGCACCGCGGCUUCGGCCACAUCGCCAUCUCAGUCGACAACAUUGAAGCUGCUUGCAAGCGCAUCGAGGAUGCCGGCUACCCCUUCCAGAAGAAAUUAACAGAGGGCCGUAUGCGCCACAUUGCCUUCGCCAAGGAUCCCGAUGGUUACUGGGUUGAGAUCAUCCGUCGCGCCGACGAGGAUAUGGGUACCACUACUGACCCCGGCAGCUACCGUCUGAACCACACCAUGCUGCGCGUCAAGGAUGCCGAGGCUAGUAUCAAGUUCUACCAGGAGUCCAUGGGUAUGACCCUCGUCCGCACCAUUGAGAACCCGGAGAACAAGUUCAACCUCUACUUCCUGGGAUACCCUGCCUCCAACCCGGAGAUCAAGGAAGGUACGAAGAACGGAGUUGCGGAUUGGGAGGGUCUGCUCGAGUUGACUUGGAACUACGGCACUGAGAAGCAGGAGGGUCCUGUCUACCACAACGGCAACACCGAGCCCCAGGGUUUCGGCCACAUCUGUAUCUCGGUGGAUGACCUCCAGGCUGCGUGCGACCGGUUCGAGACGCUCAACGUCAACUUCAAGAAGCGCCUGACCGACGGGCGGAUGCACAACAUUGCAUUUGUCUUGGAUCCCGAUGGAUAUUGGAUUGAGGUUGUGCAGAACGAGAAGAUCAAGCGCACAUCUAACUGUCAUCGCGAUCUCAUCUCCCGCACCGCCGCCUCCGCCUCCGCAUCUUACCCCAACUUUCCACGACAGGGUCGUGGUCUCGAAACCAUGUCGCCAGACCCAGAAAGAACAAAAAAAGCACCGCGCAAGCAUGUCACAACGGCCUGUGUACCAUGCCGAGAGAGCAAGAUCAGGUGUGACGGAGCAACUCCGCACUGCCAGAAUUGUCAGCGCAAAGGAAAAGAAUGCAAAUACCAACAUGGGGACGACAAGCGCAAGGUGUCCUUACGAGCUGCAACGGAGCUGUUCUCUGCUCGGAUUGAUCAGCUUUGCUACUUUAUUCAGGAUCAGGGGCUAGUACCGCCGCCCAUGAAACCGGAUGAUGAAGCCGGUAUGAAUAGGGUGCUGGAUACCCUCCAGAUUCCGCGCGGGUUCCCUCAAACGUCGGCGGUUGCAGGUCCUGUUGUCGGGAAACAGCCGCCAGUUGAAACAAAAUCACCUGUGAUCCCAGGUCAAUCUCCUUCCCAGAGUCCGCCCGCUGCAAGUCCCGGCGUACCAAACCCGACGACCGAUUUAGUUGCUCCCGGUGUAUCGCCAGCGCAGGAUACGGCUUCAAGUGGACAAUUCCCGUCACCCGAGGGUUGGAACCCCUUUGGGAUGGUGCGUGGUGCUUCCGACAAUCAGAACUUCGUCCAUUGGGGAUUUACAUUGCCAACCGCAGAAAGCUUGGACAACAUCUACGCCAAUCUCAAUGGAGGAACCAAUCUCAAUGGAGGACCCGGUGGAACCGGUGUACAUGUUCCCGGAAUGCCCAUCAACAACGGCCUCAGCCCGGAUAGUCUACAGCUAGGCAUAGACAUGGUCCCGCAAGCUGGUGCCCAACUAGGCCAGUUACCGCCCAAUGCGGAGCAUGAUUCAGACAGCGGAGAAGAGGACGAAGCAGAGAACGACGUUAUCGAGCAGUUAUCCCAUCGUAUUGGGACUCUCAAAAUUGCCGGAGACGGUCACCUCCGAUUCUACGGUGCUACUUCUAACCUCAACCUGGUGGAUGUUUCUGCGACUCAGCAGCGGCAGCGACCAGAUGCGCGUACUGUCCGUCAUGAUGGCCAGGAUAUUUUGAAUCAUCUGAGGGUCGGACAGCCUGUCGAUCAGGCUCUUGAGGAUCAUCUUGUGGAGCUUUAUUUCACAUGGCAGAAUCCGAGUACUUAUGUGGUUGAUAAGGAGAUGUUUAUGGCUGCACGAUCUAAAUGGCGAAAUGAGUUUGAUGAUACACCUUUUUACUCUGAGGUUUUGACUAAUGCGAUGUGUGCAAUUGGGAGUGCCUUCGAAGCACGUUACCACCCCACCUUCAUCACGUUCCCCAAGUCUCUUUCUGAGUUCUUUGCAGACCGUGCCAAGGCUCUGCUGGAAAUUGAACUUGAUUCUCCCUGUGUAGCGACUGUUCAGGCUUUGGUUAUCAUGAGCUGUCACGAAGGAGCCUCAAACCGUGAUGCUCGCGGUUGGCUGUAUAGCGGGAUGUCUAUGCGCCUUGCUUUCGAUCUUGGUCUCCAUUUGGAUAUGUCGACAUACGUCAAUAGGGGCGAUAUCACUCAAGCCGAGGCGGAUGUACGCCGUGCAGCAUUCUGGGGAAGCUAUGUCGCUGACCAUUUCUGGGGCUUCUACUUAGGACGCCCAUUCCGCAUGAAUGCUGGAGAUAUUAGUGUUCCGAAACCAGCUUCUUCCCUCGGGCCAGAAAAGGAAGGUACAUGGCAUCCAUAUGGACAUCAAGCCGCUCAAGGAAUGCUUCGGAGUGGGAUAAAGAAUCCUACGGAAUUGAUUUGCAGACAAUUUGUCGUCUUGUGGGAGAUGAUUUCUCCAGUUGGUCAUAUCUUGUAUGGAUGCUCUGAUAUUUCUCGUCAUGACUUGCAAAGAUUAUGCUACCAAGUGACCGAAGACUUGUUCGCUUGGAAAGAGAAUCUACCCUCCAGCCUAGAGAUUGACUUGGACGAUGAUAUCUCACCAAAGCUACCUCAUUUGAUGAUGCUUCACAUGCAAUACCACCAAAUCAUCAUCUUCUUCCACCGUCCCUGGCUUUCGAAGAGUUAUAUCCAACCCCAAGCUCCCCGACAAGGCCCAGGCUACCACCACGCGCGCCGGAUGUGCGUCGAAUCCGCCACAGCUGUCGCACGCCUCCUCCAUCUAUAUGAAAAGCACUACACAUUCCGCCGCAUGAACAACCAAGUCGUGGCGAUAAUAUUCAGUGCAGCCCUGAUGCUUCUCUUUGUAACAGUCUCCAGCUCCCCCAUGAGUCCCGGCAAAUCCGGCAACAGUCCAACAUACCCCCGCAGCGCCGAGAUGGUCGCCUACCUCAAUCUUUGCUUCCGCGCUCUCGAUGAACUGGGCCAAUCCUUCGAGAACGCCAAGCGCACCCGCGAUUACCUUGUCACUCUCCAGCGACGCUGGCAAGCACAUAUGCGUCGCUCAGGCUCAGCGACAAAGCGUCAGAACAGCAGUGCUAACCUGCAAUCGAUGUCUUCACAUCCUCCAACGAAACAAUAUGGUCCUUCUGCCAAUGCCCAGAGGGUAGAUAGCUCGCGCAAAAAAUCACGUCUCUCUGUCUCUGAGCCCCAGCCUCAUAUGCAAUCGGGCUCUGCUAUGCCACCCAGCCAGCAACACCAUCUCCUUCAACAACCUCUUCCACCUCAUCAACAACAAUCAUACCAAGAACCCUUCUCCGCCUCCCAGCUUGGUGACCUGGACUGGAUCCGGGACUCUGACUUACGCCUUCUCUCCGAAACUCACGGCGCGAGCGCGAAUGAAAACACCCAUGCUCCCCCUAAUGGCAUGGCUCAAAUGUCUUCCCCGCCGUUCCCUGAAGAUCCUAAUAUGCUAGCUGAUCUUGGGGAUAUUGAUGGGUGGUGGCAGCCCCCUAAUGAUGCCUCUGGUAUGGGGGGAGGGCCAUCUUUAUGA